Porites evermanni is the source of this 13043-nucleotide messenger RNA. The record is from the annotation of a GenBank genome assembly. NCBI's taxonomy places the organism in Eukaryota, Metazoa, Cnidaria, Anthozoa, Scleractinia, Poritidae.
GCUAAAUCACAAGAACUGAAGAAAGACAUAGAGAUACUGAGUCAAACGUUUGAGCGUGUAAUAGACAGAAAAGAGGCUAUUAUAAAGUCUCUAGUGAAGGAUAUUGAAGAAGCUGAAGAACAAUACCAAAUGGCUCUUAGAAGUCACUUACAGAAUGUGGACAGGUUAAUAGGUAUGUACAGCUUGAAAGACUUUAGGUUGUAAUUUUGUUAAUACAGCUACCUUUUGCAUAUUCUGUGAAGGAUAAAUUAUUGUUUCGCUGACAUGUACAUACUGAAUGAAGAUGUUGAAGUAAAAAAAUAAACACGGAUAGAUCGGAGUUGGACUGAGAGAAGUAAACUUAGUAAUCUUUUUACAAGUAGCACCCUUUAUGAGCCUUCUUAACUAGAGGCAUACAUGAAGUGGUCUAGGUAAAUUUGUUUUAUUUAAGUUGAGACAGCUACAAUGACAAAAGAAAUGCUAGAAAUUCUUUUCUUUGCAUCAGUGUUCAUUUUGCCUAUGCAUUAUGAUGAUCAAACUAGUGAAAUUUAAGUUCACUGUGAAUGGCUCAUUUUGCACCUUUGCUUUCAAGAUUUACAACAAAGAAGGCUACAAGAAGCCCAAGAUGAAUAUGAUCAAGAACAGGAGAUCCUAAAAGAAGAAUUUGACACAGAAAGGUGAUGAGAUUGUAGCUUAAGAAAUUAUGAAAUUAUUGUUUCUCUGAGAUACUGUUAAAUGUAAGAUUGGGUGUUAAAAUUAACGAAUAGGGUGUAGAAAAAUAAAACUUCAUGAAAUUUACUUUGAGAACCAUCGUUUGAUGCUGUGCAGAUCUUUAAAACGUAUUUGGUUAUUUUUAGAAUGAAGAUAGUUAGUCAACAUAGAAAGGAAAUGCAUGACAUACAGGACAUCAUGUUUGCUAUGGAAGAAGAGUGGAAUGAACUGGAAAAUGACGCUAAGCAAGACUUUCAAAGCCUCAGAGAUGAAAUAAAAAACAAGGUAACUGUUAGUGGUAAAGUUUGCUAAGAAAGCUUUGAAUUAAUGACUCAAUAACAAUAACGGCUUAACCAUUUCUGGAAUAUGCCCACAAGGUAUAUCUGCCACAUUGUUUCAUCUCAAUAAAACUUUCGCUGCAUACCAAUAACUUGAUGAACAUGCCUUGAACGUGUGUUGUAAAGUAAUGUAUUUCUUACUUUUAUCUUUAUUAGAACCUUGAAGAAAAGCAUGCUUUAAGAAUACAAUUGGAGGGAACAGUGGAAGAUUUGUGGAGGCAAUUUCAACAAGUAAGCACUUGUACUCUUAGAUGAACCUUAAAAAGCAUGUUUGACAAACCGGGUAGUGAGCAAAGAAGAGACACAGCCAGCUGCAUGAAUGCAAGUUAUAAAAGUUUUCAGGUAGACAAUAAGAAUCAGUACCUGAUUAUUUAAAGCAAAAUUGCUUUUAUCAAUAUUUAGCUUGGAUUUCUUUUUAUUAUUGGUAAUCAAAUUGUUCUUAAUUUUAUUUUCAGGCCCUGAAGAAUUACAAUGAGACAACAGAGGAAAGAAAACUGGCCUUUGAAAAUCUCAAAGCUAAAGAUGAGAAAAGUGCUCAUGAAAUAGAGACCCAGAUGAGAAAACUUCAGAGAAUACAGGUUUGUAUUAAGGACCUAGAAACCUUUUCUGUAAGUUUUCAGAGGGAAGUGGUAUAGCCCAAAAGAACGGGUGAAAUUUUGCGUUAUCACUUCUGGUUCCUUUAUGAUACAGACUUCCCAGAUUUUUUUGUGGGGCAAUGAGUAGUUGUGCCACAUAAAAGAGUUGUUUCUCAAAAUAGGAGUGGCUAGCUGGCUAGGGAGCCAGAGUGUUUAGAAAUGGGUAGAGUUGAAGUUGGGGAGUUGAAGAUUUCCAGACUUAUAAUUACUGUAAGUGACAUGGGAAAUUAAAAAUUUCUAUCAUGUAAUUUAGUGCUCUGAAGUCAAAAAUCAUAAAACUAAAGAAAAAUUUUGACCAUUACAUAUCAAAAAUGCAUUAUGAGGGCCAUUUGGACUGAUACAUGGAGAAUGUUUAAAAGAAUGGAAAAUUUCCGACCAUAAUUUGUGUCAUUAUCUGUAAGUUGUCACUUUUAAGAGAUCAUCAUUUGUGGGAGUUAUUUAACCUUUGCUCCUGGUAAUUUUGCCAAAAGUUGCGUUUUGAAGCUAGUUCGAUCCAAAUGUAAAAUUUUACCUUCUGAAGUUUGAGCAUGUGCUCUGACUCUCUCCUCCCCUCCUCUUUCAUUUUUCUCACCUCAUUUUUUUUCCUUUUGCUGGGCUGAUUAUGGGAGGCAUUGUUGUUGAGUGGUUAGAGCGCUGGACUUGUAACCUGGAGGCCCCCGAGUUCAAGUCCCACCCUGACCUAGCCUGCGUAGCUGGCGGUAUUGUGUGGGUGCGAGAUUAAAGUUUUGGCGGUGGAGCCGUGUUCCAAAAAAAAGGAGUAGGGACGAGGCGGUUGAAAUACCGCCUGCCAGAAAACCCCGGUAUUUUGAAUGGUCCGCACACCAGUGUGCGGGGAAACGGAUUGGUCGAGGGCCAUACAUAUGUCAAUCAUGUUAGAUGAGCCUUCGCGUAUAUUUCCCAAUUUAGGGAGCAGAUGGCAAACUGGAGAAGACGUACAUGUAAAGUGAUUGUGAUUUCCGCUUUAGAAAGAGCAUAAUUGAUGACCAAAUUGCCGAAAUGGCGUCUUUAAACUUCACAGCGCUGGAAUUGUCUUAAUUUAGCCGUAAGAAACAAAGGUCAAAGAAAAUUAAAACACUUUACAACUGCAUCUGAGAUCAAAUCCUAUCAGGAACACCUACAGAAGAAUAAACCACCGGAAAUGGUUACUCAGUAUGCAUGUAACAAACCAGCUUCAUGGCCUUUUAAUGUUAAGCCUAGUGUUGCAAAAAAAGAUUUACUCAGUCAAAGUUUAGAAUGAUACAUGCACUGUGUAGUGCUAGUAACCUUCGAGCUAGAGCCGAGAAAAUAAAAAAAAACCUCUGUUCAAGCAAACUCACAAGGUCACGUUUCACAUUGUCACGAGCUUAGGAGUCGUGUUUAGCCUGUCAACGCUUAUUUCUAAACUAAUUUCUCUUUGAUUGGCUGAUUUAAUUGGGAUCAGCUAACGUGACAAAAGUGGGCGGCAUUCGAAAAAUCAUGGUUCUCUGGCAGGCGGUAUUUCUCGCGGCUUCGCCGCUCGUGACGGCUCCGCCACCAAAUCUCACUCGACUACUACACAAUACCGCCAGCUAUGCAGGCUAACCCUGACCACUAGCUGGAUUUUGCUCUCAGUAGUUGCAAGUUCAAAUCCUCGGUCAUGCCUGUAAAAUAGCCACCUGGUUCGCCUCCUGUCAGUUGAGAUUUUUAACCAUGUUGUGGUCCAUUUGAAUUAUUUGCUUCAUUAUCCCAGAAAAGCUCCAUAAAGGGCAGAGAAUACACUAUAAUAAUUAUAAAGCAUUAUUAUAAUAAUAAUGUCACUCUAUGCUUUGCAUUAACCAAGGAAAUCUGGAAUUACAGUACUUUUUACUCAUAGGAAUUUCAUUGUGGAAUUAUUAAUAUGGCAGUGCUGUCAAUAUAUCAUCCUUUUGGGAAUGACUUACAUGUUGAGAGUGCUAUUAGCAAUGCAACAUUUUUGUGAUCUUUUAACUUUACAUCAUGAUUUUCAUUUAGGAUAACAUUUCCCAGCUAAAGGCUAAAAUGGCAAGCAAUGCUAAAGAAUGUGAUGAAAGAAACAGACUCAUUAAAGAGGUAUAAAGUAAUAGAUAUUAACAAAUUGUGUCUUUGCAGGACACAAACCUGGGCAGAUCAUUUUACUGCCUUAUGUGGAUUUUAGUUUAACACCUUACAGUUCUUGUUGGUCCCUAUUUAUUACUCAUAAAUGGCCUAAGCCAGUUGUUAAUGUUAUCAGCUUUGAUAUCUUGCACAGUUUACACUGUUGUUGGUUGCUGUGUAUUUAUUAAUAGCAGGUGAUGGUGGCCAACGAGAGUGUAAUUUCCUAGUAACAGUAUUGCCCUUAUUCAUUUUGGCCUAAGAAAAGGGUGUGGCUUGGGGGGAAGGGGGAGAAAGUGGCUCUUACACACCCAAGAGAAUAGUGUGCAAGUAUUUAUGAGCCAUAGGAAGUCAGGUGCGAUAUCAUUGGGUUUAACAAUGGUACUCUGUAGAUUGAUGUGUAUUAUUCUUUAUUGAUGGUUUUGAUGAUUGUUGAUUUUUAGCAAAGAGAAGUAGUUGCAACUCAAUUUCAUGACUUGAAAGCUGAAAUGAACAAGAUGAGAGAUUCAGAAAGGUAUAUAAACAAUAAUUUCUCAUAACAGUUAUAUUGCCACAUAAUGUAAAGAAUCAUAACUCUUUGAUGGGAACUUCCACACAAAAAUAUUAAAACAAUGAAAUUAAAACAUUUUGGACUCUGAGUUAUCUGUAGGUUAGGAAUAAUCAUUGCCCACCUAUGCAUUCAUCUAUUUAUUUCAUCAAGUUUUCCUAAUUCCUGCUCUUAUAAGUAGAAAUUGUAUUUUUUCAUAUCUUGUGAAAUCUCUCUUUAGGUCACGCCUUACUCAGCUCACACUUCAAAGUAAUGUGGCAAUCAAAGAACUCAAGAGGACAAGUGAAAAGGUAAACACUAAUACCCUCAGCGUGAAAAGAAUAACUUACUUUCACUUUAUAAAAUAAUGGUAUAUUUUGCAAAUCAGACUUCUUGUCAAACCAAAAAGGUAAUAUCCCCAUAAAUGUAAAUGUGAAGUAACAAGUCUUACAGAAUGCAUAUGACACUAUUACCCAUUUUAUCUGGUUUUUAGGGUGAGCGCAUUCUUAAACUUUCUGAGAUGUGUCGUAAACUGGAGACAGAAGCUGAAAAAGUUCUUCCAUUUUAUGCGUCAUCUCUUUCUCCUGAGGAAGAUGAUGAUGUAGCAGCUGCUAUGCAGGAAGCUCCAUCUGAGCCACUGGCUGAGGUAAAGACUAUUACUCUCCUAGAUAAUUUACUGACGUAUUUUAGUGGUUUUAUUAUACAUUGUGCUCACCAUCUGUCUUCUCAAUUGUUAGAAUCCUUCAGUUAAAUUUGGAAAUCGGUGCAACUUACAGAGUAGUUAGUUAGGUUGCACGCACAAUGCAUGAUUUCCAAGAGCAUUGCCAAACUGUGUUCCAGGGGACUGAUCAGUCUUUGUCGUUACAACUUCUUUUCAAACCAAUGUACAAUUUAACAAUUAUUUGCUGCAAGGUGAAGUAAAUAUUGGUGAUUAAUCCCCUUAACAAUAUUAAUUGAGCCAGAGGUGAAUAAUAUCAUAAUGUUACCGGUCAAAAUUAAAUUCAGGUUAAUGUUUUUAAUUAAAUUAUGGAACAACAUUACACUUCAACCAACUGCCUUUUUAGCAAACAAAAGACAUUUAAUGACUGUUGACUUUUCAUUCCUAUUAAAGAUUUAGCCAGCAACAAUGCUUUUUCACGUGUAAGAAAAUGAUAGCUCCAUCAAAAUCCACGGCAGUGCAUGAGUUUAGAGCAGUGUCCAUUAUACUCAGAUGUUACAAACAUCAUUUAGAGGAGAGGUCACACAAUGCAUUUAAUUAUAACCCUUGCUUUGCUGCGUAACUUACAGAUUCUUCAUGAAUACUCUGCUCUGGAAAAUUUUUGGAAGAGAUACAAUAAGGUAUGUAAUAAACAAGAUUAUCAGUUGUAGAGUGCUGGCUUCAACUGUUUAGUUUGUUUUAUAAGGACAGGCAAAGGUAAAGUCUGUAGUUCAGCCAAUUAGCUCAUCAGGCAGGAACAUUUUUACCUGGUUUCUGCAGUAUGAAGUGACAAGGAAUAUUUCUAUUCUCCCCAACCCAUGCUGGAUGGGAUGUCAGUCCAUUGCAUAGUUACUCCAGCAUUAAAUCCCCUGGUAGCCAUUUAUACAACAGGGCAAGGUGCGGCAUUGUGAUUUGAUAUAUUUUUUGUGAACAGCACUAUUCACACUGUUUAGCUUCAGCUGCAUGGUGGUUGUAAAUUUUUCAAACUAACUACAAACCAUAUAAAUUGCAAGCAGUUAAGAUUAGCCAUAUGUAGUAGCUUGUAGUGCACCUCGGGGUGUGGAAGGGAAGUUCAGACACAGAGGACAAAAUAAGGUCCUGAGGUACCACCAACCCCACCCACCUGGGAUUAUUUCUGUCCAUAACUUAAAGAAGAUUUUCAAGAUGAUUUUCACAGCUCAAACAAACAUCCAAAAGGAGAAGAAGGACCGCCUUAUCGUGGGUUAAGUCUUAAAAAAUAACUUGCGAAAAUUAUUCCGUAAUCCACUCAAGCAAAACGUUUUCAUUCCUAUGUUCCUAUCUUCCAAUUUACCCUAUAAAGUGGACCAUGACAGAAUGUUUGGUUUUCCUUUUCUGCAUUUUUUGCCAAUAACCCUUGUGAAAGUGUAAGUAGGUUUAUUUUACUAUUUAAGUUUAAGAUUCAUUCGUAACUCAAACCAUUUGUUAGCUAUGGAUAAGGCAUUCAACGCUGUAUAUUCUUUUUUUUAGGUUUUGCUUGACAAGCUGGCUCUUGAUAAAGAGAAGCACACUCUCUUACAAGAAAAUCAGCAGCUAAGAGCAGUUCUAAAGCAGUACCUAGAUGGUAUGUUUCUUUAUUUCAAUCUGACUAUUAAGCAAGUUUAUAACUUUUAACCAAUUAUCUCAAAACAAAGAAGGCUGUUUAUUACAAACACACAAAGCCAAAAACAAACAGAGACGGCUAGUUUCUACCGUCACAAACAGUACAAAAUAAGCGCGCUAGUUUAGUGUAACAAAACCAACAUGAAAUAAGGUAAGGACCCCGGUAAGCUAAGUUGUGGCGUCACAAGCAGACACACCCAAGUGCGCUUAAAUGAAGCGUCACAAACAAAAACAAGAUGUACCUCUACAAGCAAACACAUUAUAGAGAGCGCUAAGUUGUAGCUGUAUAAACACAAAAUAGAGCCCGCUAAGUUUUAAUUAAACAAGUAAACACUGAACAGAGCUCGUUAAGUGGUAGCUGUACGAGCGAAAACAAAACAGAGCGCGCUAUAUAAGUUGUACGUAGCUGUACACGCAAACACUAAAAAGAGCGUGCUAAGUCGUAGCGUCACAAGAAAACACACAACGAAGCGAGCUAACAUGUCGCUAUAUAAGCAAACACAAAACGGAGCGAGCUAGGUGGUGGCUGUACAUGCAAACAUUAAAUGGAGCGCGCUAAGUUGUAGCUGCGUAAGCAAACACAAAACGAAGGGCGCUUAGUUGUAGCUGUUAAUACAAACACAAAACAGAGCAUGCCAAGUUGUAACUGUACAAGCAAAGGCAAAACGAAGUGAGGUACGUUGUAACUGUACAUAAAACACAAAUCGGAGCGCGCGAAGUUGCAGCUGAAUAGGCAAUCACAGAACAGAGCGCUUAAAAUUGUAGCUUUACGAGGAAACAGAUAACAGAGCUCGCAAAGUUGUAGCAUCACGAGCAAACACAAAAUGAAGUAAGCUAAGUUAUAACGUUAGAACCAAACACAAAACGAAGUGCGCUAAGUUGUAGUGUCACAAGCAAACACAAACUGGAGCGAGUUAUAAGUUGUAGCUGUGCAAACAAACACAGAACAUUGCGCGCCAAGUUGUAGCAAAGACAAAACGGAGUGAGGUAAGGUGUAGCUGUACAUGCGAACACAAAAUGGACCGUGCUGAGGUGUAGCGUCGCAAACAAACACGAAACGGUGCGCGAUUUGUUCUAGCGCCACAAGCAAAUAAUUAUAGAGUAGAGCGGGCUAAGAUGGGGCGUCACAAACAAACUUAAACCAGAGCGCGCUAAUUGUUGCUGUACAAGCAAACACAAAACAGAGCGCGUUAAGUUGUAGCGUCACAAGCAAACACAAAACGAAGCGCGCUAAGAGUUUUAGCGUCAUAAACAAACACAAAAUGGAGCGAGCUAAGAGUUUUAGCGUCAUAAGCAAACACAAAAUGGAGCGAGCUAAGAGUUUUAGCGUCAUAAGCAAACACAAAAUGGAGCGAGCUAAGAGUUGUAGCGUCACAAGCAAACACAAAACGAAGCGCGCUAAAAGUUUUAGCGUCAUAAGCAAACACAAAAUGGAGCGAGCUAAGAGUUUUAGCGUCAUAAGCAAACACAAAAUGGAGCGAGCUAAGAGUUGUAGCGUCACAAGCAAACACAAAACGAAGCGCGCUAAGAGUUUCAGCGUCAUAAGCAAACACAAAAUGGAGCGAGCUAAGUUCUAGCGUCACAAACGAACACAGAACAGAAGUCGCUACGUUGAAGCGUCAGAAUAACACAAGAGAGCGCAUCAAAUUCUAUCUGUACAGGCAACACGAAAUGAAGGAAGCUCAGUUUUUGCGUCACAAACAAACACAAAACGAAGCGUGAUUAGGUGUAGCGUCACAAGCAAAUACAGAACAGAGCGCGCUUAGGUGUUGCGUCACAAACAAACUUAAAUCAAAGCGCGCUAAGUUGUUGCUGCACAAACAAAUAUAGAACAGAGCGCGCCAAGUUGUAGCUUUACAUGUAAGCACAAAUUGGGCGGACUGAGGUGGUGCGUCAAAAACAAACUUAAAUCAGAGCGCGCAGCGUUGUUGCUCUACGAACUGUCACAAACCGGAGCGAGCCAAGUUGUAGCUGUACAAGCAAAAUUGAACAACAGAGCGCGCCAAAUUGUAGCUUUACAUGUAACACGAAAUGGAGCGCGCUAAGGUGUUGCGACACAAACAAACUCAAAUCAGAGUGUGUUAAGAUGUAGGAUGAAAAAAAAAAAACGGUGCGUGCUAAAUUGAAACUGUGCAAGCAAACCCAGAACAGAACGCGCUGAACCAUGUACAAGAAAGCACAAAAUGGAGCGCGCUAAUUUGUUUCCGUACAUGCGAGCACAAAACGGAGCUGGCUAAGUUGUAGCUGUGCAAGCAAACACAGAACAGAGUGUGCUAAGUUGUAGCGUGACAAGCAAACCAAAAACUAAGCGUGCUAAGUUGUAGCGUAACAAACGAACACAGAACAGAGCGCGCUACGUUGUAGCGUCAGAAUAACACAGAAGAGAGCGCAUCAAGUUCUGUCACGAAGGACCACCAAGUUCUACAGGCAAACACAAAAUGAAGGACGCUAAGCUGUUGCUAUAGAAGCAAACCCAGAACAGACCGUGUCAAGUUGUAACUGUACAAGCAAAGACAAAAAGGAGUGAGCUAAAGUCCUAGCUGUACAUGCAAAUUAGAGCAGAGUGCGCCAAGUUAAAGCUUUAGAUGCAAACACGAAAUGGAGCGCGCUUAGGUAUUGCGUCCCAAAUUAACUCAAAUCAGAGCGCGCAAAUAUGUAACAUCACAAACAAACACAAGACGGAGCUAGCUAAAUUGUAGCGUCACAAGCAAAACCAGAAGAGAGGAAGCUAAGUUGUAGCUGUAUAAGUAAACAGAACAGAGAGCGUCAAGUUUGUAGCUGCAUGAGCAAACACAGUACCGUGCGCGCCAAAAUGUAGGGGCACAAGCAAACACAAAAUGGAGCGAGCUAAGUUGAAGCGUCAUAAACAAACACAAAUAAAGCGAGUUAAGUUGUAGCAUCACAAGCAAACACAAAAUGGAGUGAAUUAAGUUGUAGCGUCAAUAACCAAGAAAAAUAAAACGGAGCGCGGUAAGUUGUAGCGUCAUAACGAAACACAGAAAAAAAACGCACUUAGGUGUUGCGUCAAAAAGAAACUGAAAUCAAGAGCGCUAAAUUUUAGCUGGUUAAAAUAACACAAAACGGAGCGCGCUACGUUUUAGUGUCACAAGCAGACACAAAUGGAGCGAGCUAAGUUGUAGCUGUGCAAACAAACAGAACAUUGCGCGCCAAAUUGUAGCUGUACGAGCAAAGACAAAACGGAGUAAGGUAUUAGUGUAACUGUGCGUGCGAACAAAACGAAACGCGAUUAGUUAUAGGGUCUCAAGCAAAUGCAGACUAGAGCGCGCUAAGAUGUUGCGUCACAAACAAACUUAAAAAAAAAGCGUGCUAAGUUAUUACUAAACAGAGCGCGCUAAGUUGUACGUAGCUGUACAAGCAAACACGAAAAGGACCGUGCUAAGUUGUAACUGUACAAGGAAAGGCAAAACGAAGUGAGGUACGUUGUGGCUGUACGUAAAACACAAAUCGGAGUGCGCCAAGUUGUAGCUGUAUAGGCAAUCACAGAACAGAGCGCGCCAUGUUGUAGCUGUAUAGGCAAUCACAGAACAGAGCGCGCCAAGUUGUAGCUUUACGAGGAAACAGAUAACAGAGCUCGCCAAGUUGUAGCAUCAAGAGCAAAUACAAAAUGAAGCGAGCUAUAAGUUGUAGCUGUGCAAACAAACACAGAAAAUUACGCGCCAAUUUGUAGCAAAGACAAAACGGAGUGAGGUAAGGCGUAGCUGUACACGCAAACACAAAAUGGAGCGCUCUUAGUUGUAGCGUCGGAAAGAAACAAAACGUAGCGCGAUUAGUGGUCGCGUCACAAGUUAAUACAGAACAGAGCGUGCUAAGUUGUAGCGUCACAAGCAAACACAAAAUGGAGCGACUUAAGUUGUAGCGUCACAAACGAACACAGAACAGAGCGCGCUACGUUGAAGCGUCAGAGGUAACACAGAAGAGAGCGCACCAAGUUCUGUCUAUACAGGCAAACACAAAAUGAGGGAAGCUAAGCUGUUGCUGUACAAAGAACACAAAACGGAGUAAGGUAAAAAAGAUCUUUACAUGUAAACGGACGAAAUGGAGCGCGCCUAGGUUUUGCGACUCAAAUUAACCCAAAUCAGAGCGCGCAAAGAUGUAGCACCACAAACAAACACAAGAAGGAGCGUGUUAAGUUGUAGCUGUGCAGGCAAACCAGGUAGAGAGCGCGCUGAGCUGAAGCCGUACAAGAAAACACAAAAUUUAGCGCGCUAAGUCUUUGCUGUACCGUGCAAACACAAACAGAACGUGCUAAGUUGUAGCGUCAUGAACAAACACAAAACGAAGUGUUCUAAGUUAUAGCGUCACAAGCAAACACAGAAUAGAGGAAGCUAAGUUUUGCUGUAUAAGCAAACACAGAACACAGUGCGCUAAGUUGUAGAGGCACAAGCAAACACACAAUGGAGCGAGCUAAGUUGAAGCGUCAUAAACAAACAUAAAUGAAACGAGCUAAGUUGUAGCGUUACAAACAAGCACAAAUGGAGCAAGCUAAAUUGUAGUAUCACAAGCAAUUGUCAACAACAAAACAAGAUGAAAUGGAGCGCGGUAAGUUUGUAGCGUCACGAGGAAACACAGAAAAGAGCACGCUUAGGUGUUGCGUCACAAACAAACUGACAUCAAGCGUGCUAAAUAGCUGGACAAAAUAACACAGAACGGAGCGCGCUAAGUUGUAGUGUCACAAGCACACUCAAAAUGUAGCGAGCUAAGUUGUAGCUGUACAAACAAACACAGAACAUUGCGCGCCAAAUUGUAACUGUACAAGAAAAAACAAGAUGGGGUAAGGUAAGGUGUAGCUGUACAUACAAACACAAAACAGAGCGCACUAAGUUGUAGUGCCACAAGGAAACACAAAAUGGAGUGAGCUAAGUUCUAGUGUCACAAACGAACACAGAACAGAGCGCGCUACUUUGAAGCGUCAGAAGUAACACAAAAGAGAGCGCACCAAGUUCCAUCUGUACAGGCAAACUCUCAUAUUGAGCUUGGGCCGCCUGUGAGUGAACGAGACAGGCGACACUGCAGCCCUUUGGUAUCCCCAAGAUAACUGUACCUUUAACAAAUGAUUUUUUUUUUGUUAUUUUCAGGUAUUUCAGUCAAUGAUGAGAUCUUGAGUCAGUACAACCCACUAUUUAUUGUCAACAGCAAAACGAAUGUCAGGUAAGACUGAAUGAAAUGUGAUGACGAUAAGCGCCCCAGGAUAAGCGCUUAAAAAAAUGUAAAAAAGCGUUGUACAAAGUGGGCACGAAUUUUGAACGCCAUCAAAAAUAAAAAUUCUAACCUGUCAAUAGAAAAAGUCCAGAAUCUGGGAAAUGAAAGAAGAUAAAUAUACAGAAAGCCUGGCCAAGAACCAGGUCUGUGCGAUAAUUCAUAUGCCAGAUAUUCUGAAAAUUAUGAGGCUUUGUAUGGAGACGCCAUGUUGGUGUCCCUUUGAGGGGCACAAAUAUGGCCACCGGAACGAGGUUGGAUAGGACUAUUAAUAAAUCAAUUCUAUGGAUUUCCUUUCCAUUCUCCUUUUCGUUCCUUUUCUAAAAAGAUUGUCAUUUGAGGUGCCGAUUUCCCGGGCAAAGCAUCCACAUCCCCUUCCCCCCAGGAUUGUGGACUCUAAGCAGUUCCUUAUGAUUGUGGCAAGGGUCAACACCUCUCUCCAUUGUACUUGUUGGCUUGUUUUUGUGCAUCAAGAAAUCAGUUCUGUGAAUUAAACCUCCUUUUUUAUUGUCUUCCUUUCUUAUAAAGGCUGCUACGUGUGGUGCUCGAUUUGCACUGAGAAAAGUCGAAAACUCCACCCCCCCUCUCCAAUUAAGAAUGUAGACUGUUAGCAGUCUUUACGAUUUUCGCGAGGGCGAGCAGCUCCCUGUAAUCUCCUUCCCGUUUUGUUCGCCCCUUUUCAACUUAUUCUCAACUCGAUUAACUAGUAAGAGUCCGCUCACAGUCUACCAAGAUUGGAGUAACGUGGAUCUUAUUCACAGGCUCAUAGCCACUCAUAUAACACUCCACUAGGGCGCGGUAAAAUAAAGGCUUGUCCCCGGGGUCUUGUCAAGUAUCGCUCAAUUUUCACGCGAAAGUUUACCUUGACUGGUGUGUGAAGUUUCUGAAACUUGAUUUCAAGAGUGUCAACUUUUGUGCGCUUUUCGGAAUCAAAAGCUGCAAAAAUUAUAAUCCUUUUUAGGGAAACUACUUUUUGCCAUUUUAGUGUGGAACAGGCUAAUACCUGACUCGUCCCAGUCGCCUCUCUGUCCUAUAUUUAUAUUACAAUAGAAGCGCGUUCAAGGGGAGCGCGCACCUCUUCGGUCACGUUUUGCGCUUUCCGUCCUCCGCGUGCGAUCCAACUAGACUACGCCUAAUACUAAUGUCACUAUUUCUGUUUUAAUAGGCUGGCUGUUCCUAUAGCUGACCCGCGUGUGAAGAGAUCCGGCCCCACUGUAGUAGAGGCAGCCCAUGUAGUAAAGCAUUCUAUCUGA